This is a messenger RNA of Symphalangus syndactylus (siamang), 1180 nucleotides long. RefSeq lists its product as uncharacterized. The record is from RefSeq and is a predicted model, not a curated record. NCBI's taxonomy places the organism in Eukaryota, Metazoa, Chordata, Mammalia, Primates, Hylobatidae.
CCCUGGGUUCUGCCUUCUCCCUCUGUGCUGGUUCUUCCUGUGGACUCCCUGGAGGCAGUGGGAGAGGAGGGACCUUUUUGUGUGCACCGAGUUUAAUGGUGGUUUGCUUUUUUAAGGAUAAAUCACACAUCGAUCUGCCUCUUCUUGGUACCAAGUCGUACCCAGAAGGCUUCCUGUUCCCAGCAUCAGCCUUAGAAGGGGGACCUGGAUGUUGAAUCAUUUCAAGGGGAACACAGACAGGAGUGAUGGUGGACCACGGAGCACUGGCUCUGUCUAUGCUGUUUUCGAGCCUGGUAGGCCAGCCACAGGAGGGCUUCCUGGAGGUGGUAUUGACCUUGGGGAAGGGGCUGAGGUGUGUUCAUCAGCGCUUUUUUUUUGAUGCUUGAGUGUUCAUGAUCCAGCUCGCAGUCCCCAGGCUGAAUAUGUAAGAAUGGUUUGCUUCUAUUUGUCAUUUGUGAUUGCCCAUGAAGGCAGCACUGGGGAUGAGCCUUGGGAGCUGUCAGCCCUGCACCAGGUGCGUGCAUGUGGGAGGUCAGAGGGCGCCUGCUUCUGCCUCGAUGUCUGUGCCGUGCCUCUGACUGCCGGCUUUCUGCUCACACCUAGGAUGGCCGCCUGAGAAUGGGACUCUUGUUCUGUGUUUGUGGAGACACUCCUCGGGGCCGUGUGACUGCCGGCUUUUUACACCCCGACUGCCAUGGGGGUCAUCUGGACCCGAAGCCAGCUUCAGGAAGGGCAUUCGCAGCAUCCUCAGCCCAAGGAAAGCGAACGUCCAGCUGGAGAGAGGAGAAGCCCUAGAAGUGAUAUAGGCUCUGGCCGGGGGAACCGAUGUGCUCGUGUCGCAGCGUGGGGUUUGGUGAGGAACCACUGGAGCGCUCUUGCAUUUUUCAUGAGGAAGACCACACAGUUGGCCUCAUUCCUGCACAGUGGGAGAAUGUGUGGAGGUGUCCCGCUGCCAGAGAGGAGGCCUGUGUCAGCAUCAUCACCAGCAUCCAUGCUACCUACAAGAGGAGGCAGGAGGACUCCUCUGCCACACCUGGGGAGGUCUCGUCAAUGGCAGGUUCCCUCUACAAUGCUUUCUCUGCUACAAAUGCAACUCAGCAUCACCUCUUUCCUGGAUAUAAUUCCAAGGAAUUAUUAAAGGAGGCAUUGGUGUCAGCACCUCGUGAAAUACUUGUAAGGA